CCCUUCAAGAAAAAACGCAGAGAGAUUCUGUCUCUCUCUAACACACUCAUUUCUCUCUCUUUUCAAAAUCGCUAUUGGAUCCUCAUCUUCCACUGGUAAGCGUUCCCAUUUUUCAAUUAUUAAAUGUAUUUUUUUUGGUUAAAUAUGAGUGAGACAGAGGAGAGAGAAGCAUAAGAGAGAGAGAGAGAGAGAGAAUUGCAGGGUCCAGAUUUGGUGAGACAAGAGGGGGGAGAAGGAGGGAGUAGGGGGGAGUAGGGGAACCCCACGAGCGAUCUGAGGCAAACCCAGAUUUUAUUUUAGCCCACUAGACCCUAUAAUCAUGCCAUCAGGUGCGAAGAAGAGAAAAGCUGCCAAGAAGAAGAAGGAGAAGGCAGCCAGCACCACCUCGUCUCAUACCAACCCUCAUGGAGGGUACGAUGAUUCGAAAUCCCAAGAUGAGAAGGGAAGUGAUGGUGGUGAGAUUAUGUCCCCUGUACAUCAGGACCACCAUAAAAACCACCGACAUUUUAAUGAAGGGAGUGAGGAGGGUGACCCAUCAGCUGUUCGAUCAAUUGUUGCUGAGGAUAAGUCCGGGGAGAGAGUUUCUAGUGAAAGGAGUUUGAAAUCUGGGAAGGAUUCUGAAAGCAAAAACAUAAGGAUUGAGUAUGUUGAGUCUGGAAAGGAAUCGCGUGAUGGGGAUGAUAGAAACUCUAGUAGUAGCAGGAGCAGCAGCAGGAGCAGCAGCAGCAGCAGCAGUUCGGAUGACGAUUCUCGAGCCAUUGAGAAGAAACAGGACAUGAAAGCCAAUGUUUCCAUUUCAGAUUCAAUCUCAUAUACUAAAGUUGUCAAGCCAGUUGAAUCCUCUUCAGCUGAAGAGACUCAGGUUGCUGAAUUUUCCCCUAAGCCAGUGGUUCCAGUAUCUGGUGAGACAGUGGGUGUCUUAGAAAGUGCUCCAAUGAAGAAUGUAUUGGUUUCUGAUGUGAUUAAACCUGGUUUCGAAAAUGGUGAAAAGAAAUUGUCUACUGGGGAAACUGAUACUGAUUUGUCUUCAAAGAAAAGUGAGGAUAAGAUAUAUCACAUGUUGGAUGCGAGUGCAAAAUCAUCUCCCAGCAAAUCAGAAUCUGUCUCGAAUGCUUAUGAGGCUGAAGAAUUGCCACCUUCAAGCGGUUAUGAGGCUCAAACUAGUAAUGGUACUCAAGGCAUUAAAACUUCUGAGACUCCCGAACCCACUGAAAACCAGCCUCUGGUUUCUCCAGCUCCACCCGUUGUGCAAAAAGCCUCUUGGUUGAGUUGCUGUGGAAUUUUUGAUGUGAUUACAGGAUCCAGUCGAUGAAUUCAGUUGAUGCAGAAACAUAAGCUGAAGGGAAUUCGGUGGAUGAACAACACUCGCGAUGGCGGGGAAGGAUCUGUUUAGCGCAACCUUGUGAAUUUUGAGAGUUAGAACUGCGUAAAGGUUUUAAAUUUUUAUUUUUUCUCCGAAGAAUAAUGGGCAAGAGGCCUGGCUUGAUAAACAGCAUAAGGUUUGGUGGUGGUUAUAGCGUUCGAAAAUGGUAGGCUAGGGAGCUCGACGUCGCUAGCUUCUUACAACAUUUUACAUGUUAAUUUUGCAGUGUAGUAUUCUUCCUUGUGCUGUAUUCCUCUCUUUUUUUUCCCCUCCUUGUGAAUUUGUGGGAUUAUGGUGUCAUCUUUAGAGUACAGCUAUUAUCACUAUUUCUCAGUCUCUUGCAUGAUAUCUCCUAGUGUUUCUACUUCUCAAAAUGGGUGGACUAAUCUACUUUUGAAUGAUUGUAUCUUCUGUUGCUUGUGGUA
Humulus lupulus (European hop) is the source of this 1788-nucleotide messenger RNA. RefSeq names its product suppressor protein SRP40-like. The record is from RefSeq and is a predicted model, not a curated record. The transcript is spliced from 4 exons. Bases 320 to 1312 code for a protein of 330 amino acids. NCBI's taxonomy places the organism in Eukaryota, Viridiplantae, Streptophyta, Magnoliopsida, Rosales, Cannabaceae.